UGAUGAGGGGGGCGGAGGCCUGGCCCCAGCCGGGAGGUGUCCGGAGGCUUCACAGGAGAACAGGCCACGUUCCUUUGCUAGGCAACUUUAAACGCGGCUUCCCGAGCCAGCCAGGAGAGACAUGGGGAUCAUUCUGGGCUACUGGGACAUCCGUGGGCUUUGCCAUGCAAUACGAUUGCUGUUGGAAUACACAGGAACCCCCUAUGAGGACAAGCAGUAUGGUUGUGGGGAAGCUCCUAAUUUUGAUGCAAGUGCAUGGACUACUGUGAAGAAUAAGCUGGGCUUGGACUUUCCCAAUCUCCCCUAUCUGAUUGAUGGUGAAGUGAAGAUCACACAGAGCAAUGCCAUCCUUCGGUACAUCGCCCGCAAACACAAUAUGUGUGGAGAGAGUGAGGAAGAAACUAUCAGAGUGGAUAUGCUUGAGAAUCAUGUCAUGGAUUUCCGCAUGGGUUUUGCUAGAAUAUGCUACAGCCCAGAUUUUGAAAAACUGAAACCAGAGUACUUGGAGCAGCUACCAGCAAAACUGAAGCUGUUCUCACAGUUUCUGGGAGACAGGAAGUGGUUUGCAGGAAAAAAGAUCACCUACGUAGAUUUUCUUGCAUAUGAUGUCUUGGACCAGCAUCGAAUGUUUGAACCAAAAUGCUUGGAUCAGUUCACAAAUCUAAAGGAUUUUCUUGAUCGCUUUGAGGCCUUGGAGAACAUUUCUGCCUACAUGAACUCCAGCCGUUUCAUGAAAUCGCCUAUUUUCUGGAGAACCGCAAAGUGGUGUAAUGAAAAAGAGUAGAGGUGGCCAUAAGCUUUGCAUUGCUGGCAGUGGAUGACAAUAUAUGCUAUAGUAUCAAAAAGGGGUGAUUGUACUAUGCAGCAGCUGUGAUAGAUAAAAUGCUUAAGAUUAUAUGAUAGCAGCUAAUAAAAACCUUUAGAUGCUAACAGAAUU
This is a messenger RNA of Eublepharis macularius, 937 nucleotides long. RefSeq names its product glutathione S-transferase 2-like. The transcript has 8 exons. Gene Ontology annotation, molecular function: glutathione transferase activity. Gene Ontology annotation, biological process: glutathione metabolic process. NCBI's taxonomy places the organism in Eukaryota, Metazoa, Chordata, Lepidosauria, Squamata, Eublepharidae. The record is from RefSeq and is a predicted model, not a curated record. The coding region runs from base 122 to 784 and encodes 220 amino acids.